CGGAAACUACUUAGGCUUGGAGUAGAUAGCUAUCUGUGCUUCUUUACUUUCCCUCUGAGGGCUGACUUCGAAUCGUCCUCAUCACUACCAACUCGAACGUGGGGUCCAUGUGGUGCCGUCAGUUGCUUCCCUUGCUUGCACUCUUGUCUCCUGUACUGGCGGGUGUACAAGAGCUUUGGUGGAACGUCACAUACGUCGAGAACGCAAAUCCAGAUGGCCUCUUUGAACGCCGCGUCAUUGGUGUCAACGGAACAUGGCCACCUCCACCGAUUGAGGUAAACAACACAGAUUCAUUGCUUGUGCAUGUAACGAAUAGCAUCGAUACGCUUGCGACACUGCAUCACCAUGGCAUGUUCUUUAACUCGACGUCCUGGAUGGAUGGCGCAAUGGGAGUUGCGCAAUGUGGCAUACCCAUGGGCCAGACGUUCGACUACGUUGUACCCAUCAACACCUCCGGCCAAGUCGGAACAUAUUGGGCGCAUGGUCAUGCAAACGGAAUAUAUGUGGAUGGUCUGCGCACGCCUCUCCUGCUGCAUUCUGCGAAUGAAACUUAUGGCGCGCAUUACGAUGCUGAGUUCACUAUCGUGCUGAGCGACUGGUACCAUCAAGAACACACUGUCCUCAUGGAUUCCUUCAUCAGCAUAGCAAAUCCCGGCGGGGCAGAGCCUAUACCUGAUGCUGCUCUCAUAUAUUUCUCCCAAAAUGGUUCCUACCUGCCACCAAUCUCAGGGAGUCACCCAUCCCCGGUAACAAGCGCGGUGGGUUUCAACGAGAACUCGACCCUUCCGUUCGAGCCUGGUAAAACGUACAGGCUGCGCAUAAUCAACACGGGCGCAUUUGCAGGGUUCUACUUCUGGAUCGACGGGCAUGAAAUGCAAAUUAUCGAAGCUGACGGUACAGACACACUGCCGCAGCCCGCUGAUGUCCUGAAUCUGGCAGUAGCUCAGCGUUACUCUGUGCUUGUCACUGCGAGGAAUGAUACAUCGUCAAACUGGGCCAUCCAUGCGAACAUGGAUACAAGCAUGUUUGACAGGGUUCCCAGUACUCUAAAUCCAAAUAUCACCUCCACCAUCACAUACUCCGCCUCCGCUAACACCACUAAUCUGACCACCAUAUCCUCCUAUACCUUGGUAAACGAUACCUCUCUGGUUCCCUUCGUCGCUUUGCCUGCGCCCGACCCAACAGACACCCUCGAUCUUGUGUUCAACUUCGCGACGAUGAACGAUGGGACAAAUCAUGGUUACAUAAACGAUUUGGUUUAUAAUUCGCCAGUGGUGCCCGCGAUCAUAAGCGCGCUGACCCUAGGCGAAAAUGCCACUAGCCAAGUGGCAUACGGGCCGUACAGCUUUGUGUAUAACUACGGAGACGUAAUCGACCUUGUGGUGAUGAAUGCCGAUACGGGAAAACAUCCCUUCCAUAUGCACGGAUACAAGAUGCAGAUUGUCAAUACAGCGACAGAUUAUACCUCCAACGAUACGUCCCUGAACCCACCGCUUGUCGAAGGGCAAGCAAACCCGAUGCGUCGUGACACGGUAACCAUCCCUGGCGGUGGUUCCGUCACGCUCCGGCUCAUCGCUGAUAACCCUGGCGCAUGGAUUUUCCACUGUCACAUCGAAUGGCAUCUUGAUUCGGGUCUUGCAGUCCAGUUCAUAACAGCUCCGCUUCAGAUACAAGAACAGGCACAGGGCCGCGUGCCCUCAUUUUUGUACGACCAGUGUACUGCGCUCGGAAUCCCCGCGAGCGGCAACGCUGCAGGACACGCGAGCCCAACCAACUUGUCGGGCCUCCCGCUUGGCCCGUGGUUCCAGAAGCUCGGUUGGCUGACUAAAGGCAUCUUGGCAAUGGCUGGCUGCGUGUUGACCGCCGCCGUGGGCAUCCUCACUGUUGUGUGGUAUUCUGCUAUGGGAGGUACUAUCACUGAGGAGGAGAUAGAGGAGUUAGUGCUCAAGCGCAUCGAGGAGAAGGAACGCAAAGGAAAGUUCUUUGGUCUGUUCAAGAAAAAGACCUGAAUACCUGAAUACCUGCGCCAUUUGUUCAUAUUGAUCUGGCUGAUCACUCUGGCUAUGUCGUUCUGAGUAGCUUCAUCAAUGACUGUAACCACUCAACAGAUAGUUUAAUGACUACUAUUGUGAUUAAGAGGUGGAUGCACGUGCAAUAAGUACAUGCAAGUACGAGAGAAAUGUAAUUUGAAGUUUGAUUUACUA
Molecule: messenger RNA, 2204 nt
Organism: Suillus fuscotomentosus
Lineage: Eukaryota; Fungi; Basidiomycota; Agaricomycetes; Boletales; Suillaceae
Product: Fet3 ferroxidase
Exons: 10
Coding region: 108-2009 (633 amino acids)
Biological process (GO): reductive iron assimilation; cellular response to iron ion starvation
Cellular component (GO): high-affinity iron permease complex
Molecular function (GO): ferroxidase activity; copper ion binding
Source: RefSeq, a predicted model, not a curated record